Molecule: messenger RNA, 976 nt
Organism: Ananas comosus (pineapple)
Lineage: Eukaryota; Viridiplantae; Streptophyta; Magnoliopsida; Poales; Bromeliaceae
Product: zyxin-like
Exons: 2
Molecular function (GO): nucleic acid binding; zinc ion binding
Source: RefSeq, a predicted model, not a curated record
AUGUCCCCGAGACGCUACGCACGUAGAUCCGUUCCGGCACCACCUCCCGUGGUGCCAGAACAGGCUGGACCUCCGGUAGCGCCAGAGUCAGCUGGGCCUAGCGAGGUGCAGGAGUUACGAGCGCAAGUUACCGCGCUAACCAGUCAGGUCGAGCUGCUCCAGGAACUUUUGGAGCGGCAUGUAGCGGCGGUGGCCGCGACGACAGUUGGAGGCCGUGGUCCGCCCGUGCCCUCAGCUCGCGCGCCUAAUGCGGCUGAGGGUGUGGGCAUUGCGGCAGCUCCGGCGGCGGCGCAUCCCCCGCCAGCAAGUGCUCCUCCGGCAGCUUCGGGUUCGGCGACACCCGAUGCGGCCGCCGAGGAGAUGGAGCGAGAGCGCUCGUUGACGGCUCUUAUCAGACUCAAGAAGUUCAACCCACCAAUCUUUGAAGGGGAGAAAGUGGAGCCGUCGAUGGUGGAGUCAUGGAUUGACUCAAUGGAGACACUUUUUGAGGAUCUCUAUACCUCUGAGAAAGACAAGGCGGAGAAUGGUGAUGCCCACGUGCGAGAAGAGCGCGAGGCGUCCGAAAAAGACAAGGGGAAGAAACGACCUGGCGGUAGCUUGGGGGGACAGUCUAGUUCCAAGAAGCCCCUGAAGCAUCCGAGGAGACAGUCCGAGAGCCAGGGACCCCUACGAUGUGUGAUCUGCGGUGGGGAGCAUCGCGCAGGAAACUGUGAGCAUAAGGCGGGACGGUGCUUCAGGUGUGGUCAGGCGGGGCAUAUUAGCCGUCAGUGCCCAGAGGGAUUGUCGCCUGCCCCGACUGCAGCAUCCGCCCCGGCGGCUCCGAGGCAGUUUGGUGGAGUUCCGCCUGCUGCCGUAUCCACGGGACGUGCGAUGGCGCCGCAUCAGCUUGAGGUGACCCGGUCGGCUCCGAGUAGUCGAGUGUUUGCCGCUCAAGUGGAGCGACCUGCUGGGGUCGAGGAGCGUUACAUCGUGCCAG